AACAAGGCGCGUGAGUGCUGUCGGGACUGCGGAGAUGGAGAACCGCAGAACACGCAGGCAGCCCGCACACUGGGCAAAAAGGAGGAGCUAUGCUAAAGAGCCAUGCUGGCUCCAGAACCCUAGAGAUUCAGAGAACAUGGAGAGGAAAACUGUAGCAAGAGACAUACGAAACAAGAGGGUGCUUGGUCCUUCUCAAUACUCAGAUGUUUGGCAAGAAAACAGUAAGUGGAAGAGGAUGGCAUGCCACAGGAGUCCAGGAGCACAGGUCAAAAUAGCAGCAGUGGUUAAAACCUCCGUGACAACCUCUACCACCACAAAACCUGCCCCUAGAAAAAGGAGAAAAAUUCACCCAUCUGGGUUUAGAGGCAAAGGCCAGAUGAAACUGAUAGUAACACCAGACAACGGUCUGCUUCAUAUUCAGAUUUUAGAAGCCAAGGGUCUGCUGGGACGGGAGUCCAGGUCAUGCGACUCGUACAUAACGAUAACUAUAGUUCCAGAUGUUGACCACAGAAAACAGAAGACCAGGACUGUCAUCAACUGCAAGAAUCCUGUCUUUAAUGAAACAUUUGUGAUAGAUGUGGGUGAGGACAAGCAACCAAAAAGACUAUUGGUGACUGCUUGGAAUCGAAGUCGGACUUCUAGACGGAAUGAGUUCCUGGGCUGUAUGAGUUUUGGUAUUCACUCCCUCAUCACUUCUGCAAAGGAGAUCAGAGGUUGGUAUUAUCUCCUGGGUGAGGAGCUGGGCAAGAGCAAACAUUUACGAGUAGCCACACGUCGUGUCAAGCAGUCUGAUGAAGCUGCUCUGACCAACCAGGCUGCUGGACCUGAUAUUGCAUCACCAGAGAACAUGCAGUCACUAACUGUUACCAUUCUGAGAGGGAAGGAUGGUUUCGGCUUCACUAUCUGCUCAGACUCACCUGUGCGUGUGCAGGCUGUAGACCCAGGUGGUCCAGCUCACCAAGCGGGUUUGCUGCAGUUGGACACAGUGCUUCAGUUGAAUGGCCAACCAGUAGAGCACUGGAAGUGUGUGGACCUUGCACAUGCCAUCAGAAACUGCCGAAAUGAGAUUACCAUUGUGGUCUGGAGGACCCUGCCAGUUAUGAAACCCUACUACGAAGGACUGAUUCACAGGCCCUCAUAUAAAACCUCUGGCUUUGACAGUAUGUCUCCCACCACCAAGACCCAAACUAAAACGCCACCCCUGCUUUCUCGACCCUCCAACCACAAACUCAGCCGUCGUCGGAAAGGAAACAGCUCUGAGAGUGCAGGAAACGGAAUCAGAGAGCCGACAUGGUCGUGGACAGGGAAACGUGAAGAGAAUGACUACAAAACACGUACACAGACCCUCAAGGGCACCCGUGUGACAUCAUCAAAUGGUGACAAUUACAUCAUCCUAUCUCCUGUCAAUCCAGGAAACCAGAUAUUACAACCCGUUUAUCCAGACAGCAAUGGAACACUAGGAACACUUGGAAGAAUAUAUCAGACUCACUCCUCAAGAGGAAUUCAGCAGAGCACUGCUUAUCUCCAGGACACUGGAGUGGAAACACGAGCCACGUUACGCAGGUCUCUGAACAGCAAGACAGCCACAAUUCCACCCUCAUCAUAUAGGCAAAGCUUUGCCAACUACCAGAACUGCACACUAGUACAAUCGCAUCUUCCCCACUCCAGCUAUGGCACUUAUGUCAGCCUGGCCCCCAAGAUCCUCAUCUUCCCUGUGUUUGUCCAGCCACUGGACCUGUGCAGCCCGGAUAGAACGCUCCUGUUGUCUGAGGAAAUGGUCCUUCACGACAGCACAAACAUGGCACUUAAGGUCACAGUGUUCAUCUACACCGACCUGAUGCUGCUAACUAGAGAGGACGAAUCCGGUCGAUGCAAUGUACUGCAGAGUCCCCUCUACCUCCAUCAGAUCCAGCUGCAAGAUGUUCCUGCAGAUAAACUGCGGCUGUAUAUCUCAUACAGAAUAGAGAGAACUGAAUGUCUCUUCAGUUUGGAGGCCUUUUCAGCUGAGCAAAAGAGAAGAGUGUACCAAUGUCUGAGAGACAACAUGAACAAGCAGCUCACUUUGAGAGAAAGAAUGGGUCCUGAUCAGGAGAUAAACACUGGAUCAUUUGUGAAGAUGCUAGAGCCAAAGGUUGGAGAUCAGGCUGAUUUGGAACUGCUAGGCUUCGGCAUGCACAGUGUUUCAGAACCAUGUUCUCCAUCACAGCCCACCUGCUCCCCUCUCAGUGGUCUUUCCAGAGCCAGAACAAGCAUCCCCUCUGAAUGUCUGUCAUAUCCCAGUGAGUGUGUCCAACCCCCUCCUACACUGGGAGACACCUCUAAAACGGCACACAUGGAGCCUGCUGCCAUCUGGAAGGAGAGGGUGAAGGAGCCAAAGCGAGGUGAACGGGAGCCAGAGUUUGAGAAGAGGGAACAGGGUGAAGGAGAGAGUGCCAGACCCACAUCUUCAUCUUCCUCCUCAUCACCGCUUAUCAUCCCUAAACUGUGUCUAGAUCGCUCUUUUAAUCCAGAUGCUCUCACCUCUCCAUCUACUGAUGAUGAUGAUGAUGAAGACCUUGAGGAGGAGGAUGAAGAAGAGGACAGUGAUGAAGGCUAUCUGAAGCGGAGGAGCCUGGUGGAGAUGUCACCUGGUAGGGGGCAGCAAAGCACAAGGCUGUGUGUGCAGCGCUCCUUGCACCGGCGUACACACAGCGAGGGCAGCCUGCUUCAGGAGCCACGCUCACCACGCUUUAUCUCUGACCAAGCCAUACACUGCAUGGAGAACAGCAGAGAGAUGGAGCAGAGGUGGACUGUUCCUUCACCGCAGACUCUGAGAAAAGAACUCAUGAAAAACAGAGGAUCUGUGCAUCAGAUUUGCCUGCUCUUCACUGGUAGGAGGGUCUGUGGUGAGCCAAACUGUAAGUGUCAAAUGGGCAAGAGUGUCAUGAAAAAGAAGAAAUCGAAAAAUCUUGCAAAAGAUAUGAAGAAUCGCCUGACCUUUCUUCGGAAGAAGAACCAUGACAGACCUGGAAGUCAUCCAUCCAGCAAGCUUGAGAAAGUCCUCAAAUCAGACAGGCCUUCCCCUGAAGAAGCUUUUAAAUGGGGAGAAUCUCUUGACCUGUUGCUCUCUCACAAAUAUGGACUCGCUGUGUUCCGCUCCUUCCUGCAGACGGAGUUCAGUGAGGAGAAUCUGGAUUUCUGGCUUGCUUGUGAGGAAUAUAGGCGGAUCAAAUCCAUAUCUAAGAUGGCUUCAAGAGCUAAAAAGAUUUUUGAACAAUACAUAUCCAUUCAGUCAUCUAAAGAGGUAAAUCUGGACUCUUACACCAGGGAGCAGACUAAGGAAAACAUGGAGAACAUUAACGCUGACUGCUUCGACCUGGCCCAGAGCCGAAUCUUUGGACUCAUGGAGAAAGACCCAUACCCUCGCUUUCUCCGAUCUGACCUUUACCUGGAUUUAACCCAACAAAAGAGAGCUCUCAAAGCUGCCGAUUCUGACUGCUGAAUUGUAACAUCUGUCAGUAGCACAAAGGAAAUAUGCAGCUUUCCACAGUAAAUGGAUAUCAAACAAUGAUUGCUGUAGACUCUGCAGCCUGUCUAUAGCACUGUGCGUGUGUUUUGUGCUGAUAUAGACCCAGUAUGUACCAGUGUGGUGUAUUUUAGUUCAAUGCUUCCCCCUGUUGGAUGAUCCUGGUAAAAUUAUAUCGCAUGGACUUGGUCUAUACUGUUUAUCUCUUGCUGUGUUAACAGUGUCCAGAGGGUGAAAAGCAUGUUGGGUAAGGAAGCAAAGAAGAAGCUUGGUACGGUUUUGCUGCAAUCUGCCUUUACCAGUUAUACAGAAAGAAAGAUGAUAGAUGGGUGACAAAUUAAAGGAAAAAAUGGUGGUUCUUUCAUGCGGUUUUCCCCUGGCAUGCUUUCAGGCCACUUAUAAAAACUAAUUAAUACAAUCUUGUUUAGCCUGAUCACUUUAAUCUAUGAUGAUACAUUUCUAUCCAGAUGGGAAUGGGUUCUUCAAGUGGGACGCAAUCCAGAGGACACACUUUUGGAAGAAUGGCAUUCAUCUUCAUGUUCUUAGGUUUGCUUUUAAUUUGUCACCUGCCUAUACAUGAGAGAGUUUAAACAGAAGCACAGAGUGCCCUAUUACACGAUUCCUGUGAUUAAAAUAACUGCAUGUUUGCUUGUAUGAGAUUUCAGUACAUGAGCUUUGACAGCAUAGAUUAAAUUAGCUUAAGUCUCUAAGAAUCAUAGCAUGUCUGGCUGAUUUUGUUAAAUGUCAUACUAAUGAAGUUUUAAAGGAAAGCAAAAGCAGGUAAACUUGCUCCAGGCUUGUAAUAAUAUUUCAUACCAAUUGAAUUUUGUAUUCCAGCAGAUACCAGCAUAUUUGAAAUGCCAGAUACUGACCUUUUUUAGUUUUUCAAUUACAAAAACUGUUUAAGUCUUUAGGCUUAAUUUCCAAUGAGGUUAUAUUGAUGAUAAUAUUAACCCAACCAGACAUCCCACAUGGCCUUUUAUGAGAGACGAAGUGAAAAAAAUAAAUAGAAAUGCCAGAUGUUCAUAGCAUCUUCAUGAAUUUUGUUAGCAUACUUAACCUGUUCAAAUUAGAACUGACUUGUUAAAUUUAACCAUUUUAGACCAGAAUCAGUCUGAUUCCGAUGCACAACACAUUUCCAGCACUGUAGACUUUGCAUCAUGUCUGCUUGUUUUCAUUUGAAAGUGCACUACAUGAGCUUUCCCCACCACCAGACCUCAAAACAGGCAGAAGUAAAAGGAAAUCUUUAUUAUUUAAAUAAAAAUUUUAAUAGAGGUUAUUAUAAGAAGGCAAGCAGUAUAAAGAUUUAAAGCAGUGUCUGGUUAAACCUCAUGUGUUGUUGACAAUGUUUCUGUUUCCUGUUUGUAGGGAGGCUCUGUUAUUAUUUAAGUAUAUGUCUGAGAUUUUAAACAAUAAUAAAACCUCAGUGUAUUUUUUUUUUUUUUUCUAGUUGCUAUUAAGUAACUGAGCAUAGAGCAUAUAUUUACUGCGUAAAAGUCCGAAGUCGUAACUUCCAUUCUUCUUUAGGGGUCAGUAUUUUAAGCUUUUGGGAGAUCUGAGUUAUAUUAAAUUGCUUUUUUGAAUUCUAACUUCUUUCUAUAUAUGAUCUUUACUGUAUUUAUUUGUGCGCUCACCGUUCACUUACUGCUGCCUGUGAGUGCCCUAUGUUGAGAUAAAUAAAGUUACAUAACAAAGUAGUUCCAUUAUACUAUAAACCUAAUUUGCAACAGGA
Molecule: messenger RNA, 5237 nt
Organism: Clarias gariepinus (North African catfish)
Lineage: Eukaryota; Metazoa; Chordata; Actinopteri; Siluriformes; Clariidae
Product: regulator of G-protein signaling 3-like
Exons: 26
Coding region: 35-3481 (1148 amino acids)
Biological process (GO): signal transduction
Cellular component (GO): plasma membrane; nucleus
Molecular function (GO): protein binding
Source: RefSeq, a predicted model, not a curated record